Drosophila willistoni is the source of this 1546-nucleotide messenger RNA. It is a transcript of the gene dpn, whose product is annotated as protein deadpan. Gene Ontology annotation, biological process: regulation of transcription by RNA polymerase II; regulation of neurogenesis; anterior/posterior pattern specification. The coding region runs from base 91 to 1488 and encodes 465 amino acids. NCBI's taxonomy places the organism in Eukaryota, Metazoa, Arthropoda, Insecta, Diptera, Drosophilidae. Gene Ontology annotation, molecular function: DNA-binding transcription factor activity, RNA polymerase II-specific; protein dimerization activity; RNA polymerase II cis-regulatory region sequence-specific DNA binding. The record is from RefSeq and is a predicted model, not a curated record. Gene Ontology annotation, cellular component: nucleus. The transcript has 3 exons.
AAAUCUAACAAAUAAAUAAAAAAGAUCACCAACGAUCACUUCAUUGGAUAUUACUUAUACUAAGCAAUACAACAAAAAUACAAAUCAAAAAUGGAUUACAAACACGAUCUGAAUUCGGAUGAUGAUUUCGAUUGCUCAAAUGGUUAUAGCGACAGCUAUAAUAACAAUGGACGUAUGGCCAAUCCAAAUGGUUUGUCCAAGGCGGAAUUAAGAAAGACCAAUAAACCAAUUAUGGAAAAACGUCGUCGGGCGCGCAUUAAUCAUUGUCUCAAUGAGCUAAAAUCUCUGAUAUUGGAGGCCAUGAAAAAAGACCCGGCACGCCAUACCAAACUGGAAAAGGCCGACAUACUCGAGAUGACAGUGAAGCAUUUGCAAUCGGUUCAGCGCCAACAAUUGAACAUGGCCAUACAAACGGAUCCAAGUGUGGUGCAGAAAUUCAAAACGGGCUUUGUCGAAUGCGCCGAAGAGGUUAAUCGCUAUGUUAGCCAACUGGAUGGCAUUGAUGUCGGUGUACGUCAACGCUUGAGUGCCCAUCUGAAUAAUUGUGCCAAUAGCCUGGAACAGAUCGGUUCCAUGAGUAACUUCAAUAACGGUUAUCGUGGUCAGAUGGCCAACAACAGUUUGUUUGCCACAGCAGCAGCAGCAGCACCUACUCCACUCUUUCCAUCGCUGCCGCAGGAUUUGAAUAACAAUAGCACAAGGACGGAUGCUGCUCCAGCUAUACAAAUGGGUGGAUUACAAUUGAUACCCUCACGCUUGCCAUCGGGAGAGUUUGCUCUGAUUAUGCCCAAUACAACAACAAAUGCAGCAACAACAACCGCAGCAGCAGCAGCACCUUGUCCAGUGCCACCUGUAGGAGCCUUUGCCUGGCCCACCUCUGGUCCAGUGAUUGCCAAUCCCACACAUCUUAGCGACUAUGCUCAAAGUUUUCGUUUGAGUGCAUUCAGUAAGCCCUCAAUUACCACCACCACCACCAACAGCAGCAACAGCAACAACAACAGCAAUGCCAGCACCACAAUUCCAGCUCAUCAGAUGCAGCAUGGCAAGAGCCAGACCACGAGUCCACCAUUGAGUCCCAUUUCCUCGAUCUCUAGUCAUGGUGAGGAAUCGCGUGCGGCAUCACCCACAGCCGAGCAAUUGCUAAUGACCAAGCAUAGUUUUGCCGGUGUCUUCUCCACACCACCGCCCACAAGUGCAGAGACUUCCUUCAAUACCAGCGGUUCACUCAAUCUCUCUGGCGGUAGUCACGAUUCAAGCGCUUCCUCACGUUCGCUGAUCCACUUGCAGCAACAGCAAGUGUCCUCAACCAGCGGACCAGCAGGAGCAGCAGCGGCGGCGCUUAAACGGGAACGGGAACAAGAUCCCGUAACCGAACAGGAGAAGGAGUCGGGUGAUUCUAGUGAUUGUUCGUUGGACGAACCAUCAUCUAAGAAAUUCCUGGCGGCGGCCAUCGAAAAAUCCAGCCAAUCUGCAUGGCGACCUUGGUAGUGAAAAUCUUAUGACAAAUAUUGAUGAUAAUGCAAAAGUUUUAAAUGUUAAGUUUAUU